Molecule: messenger RNA, 3742 nt
Organism: Ooceraea biroi (clonal raider ant)
Lineage: Eukaryota; Metazoa; Arthropoda; Insecta; Hymenoptera; Formicidae
Product: multiple epidermal growth factor-like domains protein 6
Source: RefSeq, a predicted model, not a curated record
AAAUGUUAUUUGCAGUCAGCGUUAGCUUAUCGCAACUAGAUAAACAAAAGCUGCGCGCUUAUAACAUAUUCUGCAUCGCCUCCGAUUUGUAUAUGCACUAACGAAUCACAUCAGACGAAUUGCAUGAAACAAAUCUAAUUUUGCGGCAUUUGUAAUAAACUGCACACGAGCGCGCAAUGUUAAAAAAAUGUACACGUUUCACUGAUAGUUUUGGAGACACCCACUUCACUCGCAAGACUCCUUCGCAUUAUUUCAAAUAUUAAUAAAUUUUUUUCUCCCAAUUAAGAAGACAUCAUCUUCAUCAUUAAAACGAAUAAUCUUCGCUCGAGAUAACCCUCACACUCAGAUAAGGCAAGUGAAUAGAUGAACUCUUAUUUAAUCACUUUCGCACAUAUUAUGUCCCCUUGCAUGUUACACUUUGUGUGUAUAAGAAGAUUGAUGGCCUGAAUAUAAUCGAAGGAGUCUUACUUUCCACAAUUUUCACAUCACAAUCCGGAGGAAUCUCGAAGAAGCGCAACUCUGAUUAAGAAAUAUCUCUUCAUGCGAUUAGUAAAUAAAACAAGAAGAAUUAACAUAAAUUUAUAGUUGCUGCAAAUUCUGAUUCCUUAAUUUUCUUCAGAUGCUAUCAGUAACUCGAUCGAGCGAUUCACGUCGUGCCCGAUGAGUCAAUCGUGGCCUAUUUAAUGGCAGCGACCUACUCAGCGAUUAUUGCGGGGAAAAACGACAAGAAACGGGCACACACACGAUUUGACGCUUUGACCUCAUUAAAGCUCUUUGACAUAUCGAUACGCAUAACCGAUAACCGUUUCCGUGAAGAAGCGCGUUGCGCACUUUUAUCGAGAAGAUGGAGAGACCGCUGACCUCCUUAUCGCGGCGAUGCGCGCACUCUUUGACCGAAAAUGCGCUGGCCAGUAGUAAAAUUGCGAUCGUUCACGCAACAUGCAGAGAUCGCUGAUCUGCCUGAUCGUUUUUACGUGCCUGGGUGUCGGCACCUGGGCGACGGACGGUGGUGUCAAGGGUGGAUAUCGGCCGCGUUAUCCCACGAAUCAUCAUGGUGGCACGAACUCCUCGCAAAGCGGGCUUUGCUACAAAACAGUGCCGUACAGCCACGUUUUAGCUCUGAACUCGAGCGGCUCGCCCUACAACACCAUCCCUCAACCAACCGGAGGCAGCCAGCCCCACAGUGACGACUGGAUCACUAUCUUGGACUGUUGCGACGGUUACAAGCGUAACGUGACGAACGGCCUGUGCGAGCCGCACUGCGAACGCGGUUGUUUCGGGGGUCGCUGCACAGGACCGAACAUCUGCAGCUGUUCGUCAGGAUGGCAUCCCCAGGAAGGCGUUUGCAUGCCCGUCUGCACGCGUCCGUGUCGGGAGAACGCCUACUGCUUCUCACCGGACGUGUGCGUGUGCAAAUUGGGUUACGACGAGAUCGAGAACCAGUGCAGACCGAUUUGCCCCGAUGGAUGCGGUAGGGGUGAAUGUGUGGCGCCGCGCGUCUGUCAAUGCCGGUCCGGCUACGUCCUGAAUGAGCGCAAGGAGUGCGCGGCUGCGUGCGAGGGUGGUUGCUCGCAUGGCACAUGCAGCGCACCGGGUGCGUGCACCUGCGACGACGGGUACAUUAAUCCACCCGGCGAUCGUGAGACAUGCGUACCCCAUUGCCCAGGCGGUUGUGAUGGUGGCGACUGCAUUUUCCCCGGGGUGUGCCGUUGCAGAGCCGGAUACAGUCAGGAUCCACGCAGCGGCAGAUGCACUCCCAACUGUCCACCGGACUGCAGUGCUACCGGUGGCGAGUGCACCGCGCCGGGCGUUUGCAAUUGCAGAAUCGGCUACGAGAGGGAGAAUUACAGCGGCCAGUGCGUACCAGCCGCGCCGGGCUCGUCGCAAUGCGGUGUCGGAUACAAUCUGGAUCCCCGCACUGGUAGAUGCAUACCGGCACCAGCGAACUUGACCUCCACGCAGUGCAGAUACGACUGUGGCCCGAACGGUGCCUGCGUCGGCAACCAGUGCGUCUGUCAACCAGGAUUCAUCGUUGAUCCUGACAUUGGCAGAUGCGUCCACCAGUCCUCCAUUCCUCCGUCGCAAUCCGGUGAUUGCAGAUUUGGCUGCGGUCCGAACGGUGUCUGCGUCGGGCACAACCGCUGCGCCUGCCAACCGGGAUUCAUCGUUGAUCCUGACAUUGGUAGAUGCAUUAACGCGUCGAUGUCCACCAACAUGACUUCCACGCAGUGCAGAUACGACUGUGGCCCGAACGGUGCCUGCGUCGGCAACCAGUGCGUCUGUCAACCAGGAUUCAUCGUUGAUCCUGACAUUGGCAGAUGCGUCCACCAGUCCUCCAUUCCUCCGUCGCAACCCGGUGAUUGUAGAUUUGGCUGUGGUCCGAACGGUGUCUGUAUUGGGCAUCGCUGCGUCUGUCAAGCGGGAUUCACGGUCGACCCCAGCACUGGUAGAUGCACUUACGCACUGAUCACUCCGACACCAUCCGGCGACUGUAGACAUAGUUGCGGUCCGAAUGGCAUCUGCGUCGGGCACAACCGUUGCGCUUGCCACUCGGGAUUCAUCGUUGAUCCCGACACCGGUAGAUGCAUCCACGAAUCCUCUACCCCUCCGUCGCGAUCCACUGAUUGUAGAGUUGAUUGCGGUCCAAACGGUGUCUGUAUCGGGCAAAACCGCUGCGCCUGUCAAUCGGGAUACAUAGCUGACCCCGACAUCGGCAGAUGCAUCCACGAGUCCUCCACUCCUCCGUCGCAAUCCGGUGACUGUAGAUUUGGCUGCGGUCCGAACAGUGUCUGUAUUGGGCAUAAUCGCUGCGCCUGCCAACCGGGAUACAUACUUGAUCCCGACACCGGCCGGUGCAUCCACGAGUCCUCCACUCCUCCAUCGCAAUCCGGUGACUGUAGAUUUGGCUGCGGUCCGAACAGUGUCUGUAUUGGGCAUAAUCGCUGCGCCUGCCAACCGGGAUACAUGGCUGAUCCCGACACUGGCAGAUGCAGUCCCACGGCGCCCGCCAACGCGACCAGCUCGCAGUGCAGAUACGGCUGCGGCCCUCACGGCCGAUGUAUCGGACCGAACAUGUGCGCCUGCGAGUCAGGAUUCCGCCACGAUCCGGAUACCGGAAGGUGUAUCCCGCACGAGGGGGAAGGUUUGGACAUGAACGUGUGCCAGUACCCGUGCCUGAACGCACAAUGUACUGGGCCCAACCAGUGCACCUGCAAUCGCGGAUACACGCAUGAUCUGCGAGAUCCUACGCGCUCCAGAUGCGUGCCGGUGUGCGCGGGCGGAUGCCCGAAUGGUGUGUGUACCAUGCCGAAUUUCUGCAUAUGCAAUCCCGGAUACCGGAAGGAACCCGGCGUCAAGGGUCGACAGAGAUGCGUACCGCAAGAAUGAAUACAGUUUCUCGCAAGUGACGAAGCGGAUUGGUACAGAUUAAUUCGGCAAGGAUGAAUGUGGUUUCACUGUUAUGUUCUGAAUUGUAUACAUGAACUGAUAAUGUAAAAUAAUUAUACUGCACAUUUUUACUUUACGCGAUAUAUGUUAUAUGGAAAUAACGACAUGUAUGUGAAGGUGUAUUAAGAAAUAAUGUAUAUUUUUAUGAUAUGUUUCUAUGUAACUAAAAGAUUAAAGUAUCUUGUAACAGAAUAAUCAUUCUGAUGGCUUAUAUUAUAUAUUACAUCGUUUUAAGUACGCUUGUAAUAUAGAAAUGUAAUUUUGCUGAAGCGAAUAAAGUGUCAGAUACCCGAAA